This is a messenger RNA of Arabidopsis lyrata subsp. lyrata, 1265 nucleotides long. Its product is annotated as prolyl 4-hydroxylase 13. Gene Ontology annotation, molecular function: iron ion binding; L-ascorbic acid binding; procollagen-proline 4-dioxygenase activity. The record is from RefSeq and is a predicted model, not a curated record. Gene Ontology annotation, biological process: peptidyl-proline hydroxylation to 4-hydroxy-L-proline. Gene Ontology annotation, cellular component: endoplasmic reticulum. The transcript has 9 exons. Bases 315 to 1139 code for a protein of 274 amino acids. NCBI's taxonomy places the organism in Eukaryota, Viridiplantae, Streptophyta, Magnoliopsida, Brassicales, Brassicaceae.
ACCCUAUUAUGUAGCAUGAAUAAAAUAGAUUAAGAUAUAUGAGAAUAACAAAAAUUACAACCUUUUUGAACAUUAAUUUAGCAUAUUGCAACUAUCUAGAAUCAAUAAAACAUUAAAAACUGCAUGUAUUAUCAGACUUAUUUUAUAUGUGAGCAGAGCAAGUAAACUUUUCCGCAGCCAAACACCACAGCUCAAGGCCGCAAGUCUCUCAAGUGAACUUCAACAGUCAAACACCACACCUCAAGUGAAGUGAACAAUUCAAAUUCCCGCUGAUUCGAAGUUUCCACUCGUUAGGGAAAAAGUUCUUCUUCAAGAUGAGAUCAUAUGGCAAAGAGAAGAAGUUAGGGUUUCCUUACGUUUUCUUGGCGUGUUGCUUCUUCUUGGCCAUCUUCGGUUUCUGUUUCUUCAAUCUUCUCUCUCAGGGAAGUUUCAGUGAGAUUUCGACGCGAAGAUCUGUAAACGAAGAAACUGAAUCUUUGGAUCAUGGUUCUGUCUCUAACAUUCCUUUUCAGGUUUUAAGCUGGAAUCCUCGAGUUUUUUACUUGCCGAAUUUCGCAACGAAACAACAAUGUGAAGCCGUUAUCGAUAUGGCAAAGCCUAAGCUUAAGCCUUCUCUGCUUGCUUUAAGGAAAGGCGAAACUGCAGAAACCACUCAAAACGUUAGAACAAGUACCGGAGUGUUCAUCGGUGCUGAUGAAGACGAAUCCGGGAUUUUAGCUGCCAUCGAAGAGAAAAUAGCUUUAGCCACGAGAAUCCCUAUAGAUUAUUACGAAUCAUUCAACAUCUUGAGGUAUCAGCUUGGCCAGAAAUAUGAUUCACAUUACGAUGCUUUCCACCCAGCAGAGUAUGGUCCCCAGAUAAGCCAAAGGGUUGUGACUUUCAUAUUGUUCUUAUCGAGUGUCGAAGAAGGUGGAGAGACGAUGUUCCCAUUCGAGAAUGGGAGAAAUAUGAAUGGAAGAUAUGAUUAUGAGACGUGUAUUGGUCUGAGAGUAAAACCGCGACAAGGAGACGCCAUUUUCUUCUACAAUUUGCUCCCAAACAGAACAAUCGAUCAGAGAUCUCUCCAUGGAAGCUGUCCUGUUAUCAAGGGUGAGAAAUGGGUUGCCACCAAAUGGAUAAGAGACCAAACAUAUGAUUGAGAUUUUGCAGAUUGACUUGUAAAAUGUGAAAAUUUCAUUUUCAUUCAUAUUUACUUUUAAAACAAUAAUACCUAAAAGGUCCAAAGAAGUUGAACUAAACAAAGAAAACGAUAAUGCAAAAAAAAA